Pseudovirgaria hyperparasitica is the source of this 2988-nucleotide messenger RNA. RefSeq lists its product as uncharacterized. The record is from RefSeq and is a predicted model, not a curated record. Gene Ontology annotation, biological process: phospholipid biosynthetic process. Gene Ontology annotation, cellular component: endoplasmic reticulum membrane. Gene Ontology annotation, molecular function: glycerol-3-phosphate O-acyltransferase activity; glycerone-phosphate O-acyltransferase activity. The coding region runs from base 307 to 2586 and encodes 759 amino acids. The transcript is spliced from 5 exons. Lineage: Eukaryota; Fungi; Ascomycota; Dothideomycetes; Acrospermales; Acrospermaceae.
CACUGCUUCCGCUUUCUCAUUGUUUUGUUGAGACCUCCCCUCUCUCCAUCGGGACCUUGGGUCUCUUUCACCAUCCUUACAUACAUUUUAUUCCUCUGUGUCACCGCGGGCUUUGCGUCUACUCGGCCUUCGCAUCCUAUGAUCUACGACAAACUAUGCCUGUGUCGAGUUGCGACUCGCAUAUACUCAGAUAAGAAUAAUCGACUACACGAAUUUACGAUCCGUCAUUCUACGUCUUGCACAUACUAGUGCUACGAUCAUACACAAUCUGCCCGCAAAGCCAUAGUCAGACCGACAUUGCUAAAAAUGGCGAGGACGAAAGAUGGCAAGCGCACGAAGCUGGCGCCCAUGAAUAAAGUAGCAUAUGACUUGUGUCUUUGGAUGCUUUCAGUCCUACUGGAUCUUUUCUUCAGGGAAGUACAUCCAAGAGGAGCAUGGAAGAUUCCACGGAAAGGACCUGUGUUGUUCGUCGCAGCACCACACGCAAAUCAGUUUGUGGAUCCUUUAAUGCUUAUGCGGAUGGUCCGAACGGAAGCGCAUCGCCGCAUAGCAUUUCUUAUAGCUGCAAAAUCAAUGAAGCGAAGAGUUGUGGGCACACUUGCAGCUAUGGCUGGCGCUGUUCCUGUUGGCCGAGCAAUGGACCUGAAGCGCGCCGGCGAAGGAAAGAUAUACUUGCCGGAUCCCGAGAACGAGCCAAAUCUUCUUCGAGGUGUGGGCACGAAAUUCGAUUUCAAGGACUUCCAAGUUGGAGGCCUGAUCGUAUUACCAUCCGUGAACAAUGAUUCUGCCAGCGCCGAAAUAGCAGAGAUAAUAGGGCCAGAAGAACUACGCCUUAAGAAACCCUUCAAGGGCCCUGUGGCGAUAGGACAACUAACUGGGCGUAAAGUGAGCGAGGAUGGAAGUUUCACUGAUGGAUCUAGAGGGGCUACUGAAAGCUUUGAGGGAACUAAAUUCUCAAUUGCCCCCAAAGUCGAUCAGACCGAAGUUUACGAUUCGGUUUUCGAGAAACUUAAUCAAGGCGGCUGUGUUGGUAUAUUUCCAGAAGGCGGAAGUCAUGAUCGAACGGAGCUGUUGCCGCUCAAACCUGGUGUGGCCAUAAUGGCUCUUGGUGCAUUGGCUGCGAAUCCUGAUUGCGGGGUCACAAUCGUACCUUGUGGUAUGAACUACUUUCAUGCUCAUAAGUUUCGAUCACGAGCCGUGAUUGAAUUCGGUGAUCCUGUUGAAAUCCCCCCUGAACUUGUGGAGCUUUACAAGCAAGGCGAGCGGCGCGAAGCUGUCGGACAUCUACUAGAGACAGUAUACGAAGCGCUAGUAGCGGUGACGGUGACAGCGCCAGAUUACAAUACAUUGAUGUUGAUCCAGGCAGUUCGUCGCUUGUAUAACACCAAGGGCAAGAAGCUACCAUUGCCUAUGAUUAUCGAGUUAAAUAGACGGCUCACCAAAGGUUACGAACGUUACAAAGACGAUGAGCGAGUCAAGAAUCUCAUGAAAGAUGUCCUUUCAUACAAUAAAGAACUUUUGGCCCUCAACCUCCGAGACCAUCAAGUCGACUAUGCAAAAUUUUCAUACAUCAAGGCCAUUCUCAUUCUAUUUUACCGACUCGGCAAGAUUCUACUACUUGCCAUCGCUGUUCUUCCUGGCCUGAUUCUUUUCUCACCAGUAUUCAUCGCGGGCAAACUAAUAUCCAUCCAAAAAUCUAAGGAGGCCCUUGCUGCAUCUUCAGUUAAGAUCAACGCAAAUGAUGUCGUCGCUACAUGGAAACUUCUCGUUGCUAUGGCAUUGGCGCCCGCUCUCUUAAUAACGUACACGAUCGCCGGGACGUGGUGGGCAGUGCGCAACCGCAUUCAGGGAUACCUACCAGAGUCCGUUCCCAUUUUCAUGAUUCCAAUCAUAUCCAUCGUUCUCCUCCCGACAAUCACUUACGCUGCCCUUCGAUUCGGCGAAAUUGGCAUGGACAUUGUCAAGUCUCUUCGGCCGCUCCUAGUCUCUCUAUCCCCUACGUCCGGUAACUCCCUUACCAAACUGCGAGAACGCCGCACCAAACUCGCUGGCGCUGUUACCGAUCUUAUAAAUACACUAGGUCCUGAGAUGUUCCCUGAUUUCGAUGCGGCGCGUAUUGUCGCCGAUCCGCUUCGUGACGAUACUUCACCGCUAAGGUUACACCGCCGCAAUACCAGCGACAGUCUCACCACAGAAUCUCUCGACUCUGGGUCUACGUCGCCGAUAUCACCUGACAAGGAAAGAAGAACAUCCAUCGGGAUGGGUGUACCAAGUCGACAAAGUCAUCUUCCACGCAACGAGUCUUUCAAGAAUCUUGGGAAUAUUGGUCUGUUUGCUACACGCCCAACGACACCGCAUCGUAGUCGUAGUAGAACAAGCUCUGCUGGAGGCUCCGCUGGAUCAGCUGGAUUCUCUCUGCAAGGCUUUAGCUCACUAGACACAUCAGCUGGGUUUGAUGAAGUCAGUCAAAAGAUCAGAGGAGCUAUGAGGGAGCGAGGCCAGAGACGACGAAGCGGAGCAGAUGGCUUCGAACUUACCAGUGGAGCGACAACACCAGGGAGUGAGGAUGGCAAGAAGAACAUUUGAUAAAGCGGAAAUGGCUUCCGUAUCAUCCAGCGUGACGUCCUAGGUAUAGCUCAUGUUCCCUGCAAUAUCGUUCGACAACUUGGCGGAUGUAUUGGCUGGCUGUUGGCAGUAGAACACAUUUUUGAUCUGUAUGGUGGUUCAUAUAUUCAUAAAGCUAUGCUCAUGAUAUGCGACGCGUUUAUACAGCCUUUCAUACACAUACGAUGCGAGCAAGGCUCUUUGAUUUAUUAGCGUAGACCAGUUUGUAUGAUAUACUUUAACCGAAUCCGGUCUAGCCUCAAUCAAUACCACUUCCGCCGCCUUCUCCGUGGCUUGAGUAUCACCCUUUCCACACGCGGCCUGGUCGCGAGUCGCAACGCUUAUUGGGGCAUGAUCGGAUGUGGAAUUAAACAUCUAUACCAG